Molecule: messenger RNA, 646 nt
Organism: Paramormyrops kingsleyae
Lineage: Eukaryota; Metazoa; Chordata; Actinopteri; Osteoglossiformes; Mormyridae
Source: RefSeq, a predicted model, not a curated record
GUGAAGUAUUGGAGGAAGUACGACGACAACGAGGCGGCGGCUCAGCGCAUGCUGCUGCCCAACUACAUCAACCAGACGCUGCUGGAGAACAUGCUGCCAGACUCUCACUACCUGGUGGAAGUGCGUGCCUACAAUUCUGCUGGCUUCGGCCCCCCGAGCGAGCACUACGAGAUGUACACCAAGAAAGCACCUCCAGCCCGACCUGCAAGAAUCUACAGGACGUAUAACUUACUGGGUACCUACAUAAAUGUGGCCUGGGAUCAUGUUUAUCCCUUAGACAACGAGUCGUACAUAGAGGGUUACAAGGUGCUGUUCAAGAAGCCGGGUCACCUGACUGGGAUUCUGUACACGACGGGGAAGCACUACAUGGACUUCCCGGUUCCGUCGGAGGGCGACUUCGUGGUGGAGGUCCGAGCCCGCAGCGAGGGCGGCGAUGGUCCCAUUUCCCGCGUCCGGAUUUCCGCUGGUGGAGUACUGUCUGCACAGUCAUUCAGUCUGGCCCUCCUGCUCGUCGUCGCCCUCUGCUGUCUGGGCUUCCAAAUGUAAGGUCAUCGUCUCUACGCUACGGAGGAGCACUGAGACUGGCGGCCUGGUCCUGGUCCUCACUGAGACUGGCGGCCUGGUCCUGGUCCUGGUCCUCACUGAG